Molecule: messenger RNA, 483 nt
Organism: Choloepus didactylus (southern two-toed sloth)
Lineage: Eukaryota; Metazoa; Chordata; Mammalia; Pilosa; Megalonychidae
Product: shematrin-like protein 2
Exons: 3
Coding region: 1-483 (160 amino acids)
Source: RefSeq, a predicted model, not a curated record
AUGAGCUACUGCGGCAACUACUGCAGGGGCCUGGGCUCUGGCUAUGGAGGCUUCUCAGGCCUGGGCCAUGGCUAUGGCUAUGUCAGCUUCCCCAGGCUGGGCUAUGGCCUUGGCUACGGAGGCUGCGGAUACAGCUGCUGCCGCUCAGUCCGUUAUGGUGGAUACAGCUUCUCCGGGAAAAUUGUCACCCGGUCAAGAGAAAAUGUAAAAUGUAUUGUCACAGGGUCAUCAGCCCUACACCUGACACAAGAUCUGGUUUGCCUGGAAGAGCCAACCACCCUCACCCACCCUGACAAUAUGAGCUACUGCGACAACUACUACAAGGGCCUGGGCUCUGGCUAUGGAGGCUUCGCAGGCCUGGGCCAUGGCUAUGGCUGUGUCAGCUUCCCCAGGCUGGUCUAUGGCUGUGGCUAUGGAGGCUACAGAUACAGCUGCUGCCGCCCAGUCCGUUACGGUGGAUACAGCUUCUCGGGCUGCUCCUGA